This is a messenger RNA of Chanos chanos (milkfish), 960 nucleotides long. RefSeq names its product cyclin-dependent kinase 5 activator 1. Lineage: Eukaryota; Metazoa; Chordata; Actinopteri; Gonorynchiformes; Chanidae. Gene Ontology annotation, cellular component: cytoplasm; protein kinase 5 complex; growth cone. Gene Ontology annotation, biological process: brain development; axon guidance. Gene Ontology annotation, molecular function: protein kinase binding; cyclin-dependent protein serine/threonine kinase activator activity. The transcript has a single exon. The record is from RefSeq and is a predicted model, not a curated record. The coding region runs from base 1 to 960 and encodes 319 amino acids.
AUGGGCACGGUAUUGUCGCUCUCGCCAGGACCCCGGAAACCCAGUUACUAUGACGACCGACCCGGCUCCCUCAGCCACUACCCAAGCUUGAGCAGUCGUUCUCUCAACACGCAAAAGGACCGCGGCCUCAAACGUGGCCACUCCAUCUUCCUUCCGGCCCUCACCUGGAAACGUCUGGUCGCAUCCACCAAGAAACGGGAAGGUUCCAAGAAGGGUUGCACCGGUGGGCCAGGCAACGUCGGGGCCCCGCUCAACAACAACAAUAGCAUUUAUCAAAAAGAUCCUGUCUUACACCUCAACCGAGAGAAUGUGAAGAAGUCACUGUCGUGUGCCAACCUCUCCAGCUAUGACGGUCCAGCAGGACUGGGCCUGGGUUUGGGUUUGGGCUAUGGUAAACCCCAGCAGUUAUCCUCAAUGAAAAAGGUUCCCCACGGUACAGGCACAUCUUCACCCAAGCGAGUGAUUGUCCAGGCCUCAACCAGUGAGCUGCUGCGGUGCCUGGGCGAGUUCUUGUGCGGCCGCUGCUACCGUCUCAAGCACCUGUCGCCCGCCGACCCGGUUCUGUGGCUCCGCGCUGUGGACCGUUCGCUCCUCCUCCAAGGCUGGCAGGACCAAGCUUUCGUCACGCCGGCCAACGUGGUCUUCGUUUACAUGCUCUGCCGUGACGUCGUAGACGGAGACCUGGUAUCCUCAGAGCAUGAGCUUCAGGCCAUACUGCUCACCUGUCUCUACUUGUCCUACUCCUACAUGGGGAAUGAGAUCUCCUAUCCCCUCAAGCCCUUCCUGGUGGAAGCUGGCAAAGAGGCUUUCUGGGACCGCUGCCUGGCCAUUAUCGAUGCUACCAGUGCCAAGAUGCUCCGCAUCAAUGCAGACCCACACUUCUUCACCCAGGUCUUUGCCGAGCUAAAGAGCGAAGGCGGCUGUGGGCCGCAGGACUAUUGCAGGGUCCUUGACCGGUGA